AUGUCUUCAGUUCCUUCAAAGGCGUCUUUGAAUCAGAAGAAGGCUGGAGGAUUGCGCGCGACCCUAAAACGCAUGUUCUCGAGCAAGAAACACAGGUCCGUGCCCACCGAUACCAGUGGAUUCCGUUACGGCGAGUCUGGACAUCUCAAAUCCGUCACAGAGCAACCAGUUCGAACACGACUGGACUCGGCUCCUCCGCUGGGAGCGGAUUUUACCUCACGAGGAGCUGCGCUGACCUCCCAUUCCACCACGUAUCCGCAAUUUGAAGCUGUUCACGAGAGCUUACCGCCUCCUCCGCGGCGCGGGCGUCGCAACACUUUGCCUAGUCUGGUCUUCAGUGAUCACCAGUCUAGUUUCGUACAGGCAGUCGUUGAUUGGCCUGUACCACGAUCCUCUCCAGUGGAAAAGGGGGCGAAAGAAGACUGUGUCUCGGACCGUCAGUUCAAGCGACGAUCUAAGAGCGCAGAUGCACUCAACGAACUUGUCGAUCGAGGCUCCGUUGAGCGUCCUUCCACUCGCGAUCGAGCAGGUGAGAUCGCUUACUGGCGCAACAGCGCCAUUCAAAACCCUGUGCCUGUUUAUAGCGGCCAGUCGAUCUCGGUAGAUGCCACACACGUCCUGGGGCCCGACAAUUCGGUGGCGGUGGCGGAAUCAGAGCACGAUCGUUCUAUCGUAGACCCCAUGCAGACUUUUGACUUUGGCCUUGGAAGUCCAGAACGGGACGAGAUUGGACUAGAGCAGAGGGUUAAUACUCUCGAAAUCAAGCUCUUCGAUUUUGAAUUUGCAUUGGCCAAGCUCCAAGGCAACGACCUGCCGAAUCCAAGGCUGAACCCAAGACCAUUCAGCCGCGGCUCGAUAGGGGACAUAUUCCAGCAGAAUAAGACAAGCCUAACCUGGACAACGGAAUCGUCAAACGAUUUGAGCUACCUUUCUUCCGGCGGAGUCCAGGAUCUAACUUUCCUAUCUUCUCCUGGCGAGUCUCCUUUGCCCUCCCCAGAAGCCGAUGACAUGUUCCGCCCUCAAAGAGCGAGCAAAGCAACGACUGCCACCAUCAGACCCGCGACUGCGCGACGAAGAUCACCCAGACGCUCUCGGGGAACUUCGCCGUCCUCGAUUCAUAUUCCUUCAGACAAGUUCGAGGCUCUAUUGGACAUGAUGAAGGAAGAAAAAGCGGCUCGACAAAAAUUGGAAGAGCAGGUACACGAACUACAGAAAGAGAUGAACAGCUUGAGGACUCCGAUCUACGCUACGAUUAGGGAACCAUAUCCGACGCCUAGCCCUGAGUCGAAACAGGAUGCAUCUGGCACACCACCUCGAAUGAAAACACUGCAUCGGACGCAUCCAUUUCUGUUAGACCCACCUGUACCACAAGAAAUUUCUCGUUUUAGCGGCACAGAAGAUUCGGAUGUUGAGGAAGGCUUUGAGGACGUCUAUGAAACCCCACGAGAGGAGCAACGUGAUAAAUUUGAGACAACGAGGGAUUCGCAGCAGGUGGCAGUUACAUGA
This is a messenger RNA of Cladophialophora psammophila CBS 110553, 1506 nucleotides long. RefSeq lists its product as uncharacterized. The record is from RefSeq and is a predicted model, not a curated record. Lineage: Eukaryota; Fungi; Ascomycota; Eurotiomycetes; Chaetothyriales; Herpotrichiellaceae. The transcript has a single exon. The coding region runs from base 1 to 1506 and encodes 501 amino acids.